This is a messenger RNA of Pelagomonas calceolata, 836 nucleotides long. The record is from the annotation of a GenBank genome assembly. Lineage: Eukaryota; Pelagophyceae; Pelagomonadales; Pelagomonadaceae.
GGUUUUACACCGAGCACACAAAAACAAGCUCGCUCCUAAUUGGCAGCAUUUGACCUCUACUGAGCAGGUUUAGGCACUGCUGAUAUCGCACCGCUGCGGCACCACUCGCCGCUGGUCAGGCCCGCCAGAGCUGUAUUUGCUGCUGCCUCGCCGCGACCCAUGCCGAGGCCGCGGCUCCUCGUCGCCGCGCUCGGCUGCGCGACGGCGCUCCGACUGCCGUGGCGGCGGCCCGCGCCGCAACUCUUGCCGCCGGUGCCGCAGAUCUUCACGCCCGACGACUCGCGGCCAGUCGUCCUCUUCGACGGCGAGUGCAAUUUGUGCAACCGGGGCGUGAACCUGCUGUUGGACCGGGACCGCUGCGACGAUGAUGAGAGGGGCAACCUGCGCGUCGCGGCGCUCCAGUCGGGCGUCGGCCGGACGCUCUGCGCGCGGCUCCCGCCUGAUCAAUACGCGAAGGCCGUCGACGCGGAGACGGGCGCCUACAAGUCGAUCGUCGUCCAGGGCGCGCGCGAGGCGUGGGUCGGCUCGGCGGCCGUGCUGAAGAUCGGGCGCCAGCUGCGCGGGCCGCUCGGCUGGCUCGCGGCGCUUGGGAGUUUCGUGCCGCGGCUGGUGCUGGACCCGGCCUACGGCUUCGUCUCGCGGCGGCGGAAGCUCUGGUUCGGCGAGAGCGACCAGUGCCGCGUCUGGGACGACGACUGGGAGCAGCGCUUCGUCGACGACGCGGUCCUGCGCGGCGACCCGGGCUGACGGGGGCGGGCGGGCGUAGGAUCCUAUAUUAUCAGACCCCUCAUGGUGCCGUCGACGACGCGCCGCCUCGCCGCCACUACUGCGCCUGG